Messenger RNA from Arvicola amphibius (Eurasian water vole), 1449 nucleotides. It is a transcript of the gene Tcf19, whose product is annotated as transcription factor 19. Bases 426 to 1223 code for a protein of 265 amino acids. Gene Ontology annotation, molecular function: protein binding. Gene Ontology annotation, biological process: regulation of gene expression. The transcript is spliced from 4 exons. Lineage: Eukaryota; Metazoa; Chordata; Mammalia; Rodentia; Cricetidae. Gene Ontology annotation, cellular component: nucleus. The record is from RefSeq and is a predicted model, not a curated record.
GCGCGGCGCGCGCGCCCAAGCCGCGCCCUCCCGGCGGCUUCCUGGCUGUCAAACCGCAGCGGGAGCGAGGGGCGCAGGGUGUGGAGUCCCUUCCUCAGUUUACCCCGCAAGCGAAAAAGGAAAGGAUUGUUAAAGCCUCCCCGGAUGCUCUGCGGCCCGAGAAUCCGGCUCCUCCGAGAUCCCGCAGGACGUCUUCCUGGUUUUGCAUCGCAUCAGGACUUUCUUGGAAUUGCUUUUUAAGUCUCGUCCCGACAGCCACUACCGCCUCUGGCGCCCUGAAUCUGUUAUUUCUCAAGUUGGCAUUGCCCACAGUACAGCUGUUGACGUCACUUAGCACUGAACUGAAGCCCGCGGUGCGUGGCCCAGGAGCAGGGGCGGUGAUGAGCUGCUGAGGUGGCAGAAGCGGUGCAGAGGGAGCACCCCCGAUGCUGCCCUGCUUCCAGCUGCUGCGCAUAGGGGGCGGCAGGGGCGGUGAUCUCUACACCUUCCACCCCCCAUCCAGGUCGGGCUGCACCUACCGGCUGGGCUGCAGGGCUGACCUGUGUGAUGUGGCCCUGCGGUCCCAGCAGGAGCCGGGCCUCAUCUCUGGGGUCCAUGCGGAGCUGCAUGCGGAGCCCCAAGGGGACGACUGGAGGGUCAGUCUGGAGGACCACAGCAGCCAAGGGACUUUGGUCAAUAAUGUCCGACUCCCAAGAGGCCACAGGCUGGAGCUGAAUGAUGGUGACCUUCUGACCUUUGGCCCUGAAGGGCAAGCAGGAACCAGCUCCUCGGAAUUCUACUUCAUGUUCCAACAAGUCCGGGUCAAACCUCAGGACUUCGCUGCCAUCACUGUCCCUCGGUCUAGGGGAGAAGCUGGGGCCGGUUUCCAGCCCAUGGUGCCCCCUCAGGGGGCGCCCCAGCGGCCACUCAGCACCCUCUCCUCUGCCCCCAAGGCCACACUAAUCCUCAACUCCAUCGGCAGCCUCAGCAAGCUGCAGCCCCAGCCCCUCACCUUCUCCAGGGGUGGAGGCAGACCACAAAGCCUGGCUGCUCCCACCCGGCCUGGGGAAGUGGGAGCUUCGCCUGCUCCGCCCACAAGGAACCGGAGGAAAUCAGCUCACAGAGUGCUGGCAGAGCUAGAUGAUGAGGGUGAGGCUUCCCUGUGCCCCCUGUCCGUCCUAAUGGAGCCCAGGAAGAAGCUCCGCAUGGAGAAGGCCACUCUGGUGUCCAGUGGGAGGGAAUGAGCACAGGGAAAAUCUGCUGCCAUAGACUCCGACUCAAGGCUGAAGAACCCUCAUGGCUGAGGUGACAAGGUUUCCUGCCAAAGGUGUUGCUGCUGCCAAGUUCCCAGUAACAAGGAAUCACGCCUCAUUCCCAUGGACACCAGUUACCUGCUGCUGGAGCAACCAUCACAGAAGCUACCCCAGGGCCUCCUUAUACCAUGGCUAGCGCUGCAACUGACUGGGUCUC